Topomyia yanbarensis is the source of this 921-nucleotide messenger RNA. RefSeq names its product deoxycytidylate deaminase. NCBI's taxonomy places the organism in Eukaryota, Metazoa, Arthropoda, Insecta, Diptera, Culicidae. Gene Ontology annotation, biological process: dUMP biosynthetic process; dTMP biosynthetic process. Gene Ontology annotation, molecular function: zinc ion binding; dCMP deaminase activity. The transcript has a single exon. Bases 134 to 751 code for a protein of 205 amino acids. The record is from RefSeq and is a predicted model, not a curated record. Gene Ontology annotation, cellular component: cytoplasm.
ACGAUGCUAUAUACUACCACAGUUACAGAUUGGAGGGUUCUGUUCGUCGAAAUUGGCGCCAAAACAUUUUGCCUUGUGACUCAAUUACCAAAUUUUGAAUUUUUACCUUUUUCCUUUGCUCAAUCUAGUAAGAAUGGCUGAUAAGGACACAAUUUCCGCCUUUAUAAAUCGGACUCUGGACGACCAAAAACGGAACGAUUAUUUGGAUUGGAACGAAUACUUUAUGGCGACGGCUUUUCUGGCAGCAAAACGGAGUAAGGAUCCCAACACUCAGGUGGGCGCAUGCAUUGUAAACGAAGAGAAGAAAAUAGUGGGAAUUGGUUACAACGGCUUUCCUAUCGGCUGCAGCGACGACGAGUUCCCCUGGGGCAAGUCGACAACCGAUCCGUUAGGCACCAAAUACCUGUAUGUAUGUCACGCAGAAAUGAAUGCUAUUCUAAACAAAAACAGUUCCAAUGUCAAAGGCUGCACAAUCUACGUCGCCUUGUUUCCCUGCAAUGAAUGUGCGAAGAUCAUUAUCCAGUCGAGAAUCAAAGAGAUCGUUUACAUGUCCGACAAACAUGCACAUAAGCACUCCACCAUAGCCGCCAAAAGGAUGUUCGAUGCAUCCGGCGUCAAGUAUUGGCAGUUUGUACCGAGGCAGAGUAAGAUUGUGAUCGAUUUCUCUGAAAUUGAUUGGGAUAAUUUGAACCAACUGCCGGCAACCCCAGCGAAGAGCAAUGAUGUUCAAAGAUGCAUUAAUAAUAAAUAAAACUAUUUUACAUCGAAAACAGCGAUAAUUUAUUGAUUAUAAAUCUCUAUAAAUAGCGGGUUGAUAUAUAUGUAUAAUAGUUAGACUUUUGUACAAACGGACUUCAAAAACAAUGCAAUUAAACUGCCACAAGCGGAUAUAAAAUAAAUAUGCUUUGUAAUUUCUUCUGA